Messenger RNA from Acanthochromis polyacanthus (spiny chromis), 4284 nucleotides. Its product is annotated as bifunctional UDP-N-acetylglucosamine 2-epimerase/N-acetylmannosamine kinase-like. The record is from RefSeq and is a predicted model, not a curated record. Gene Ontology annotation, biological process: UDP-N-acetylglucosamine metabolic process. The transcript is spliced from 7 exons. The coding region runs from base 158 to 1033 and encodes 291 amino acids. Lineage: Eukaryota; Metazoa; Chordata; Actinopteri; Pomacentridae. Gene Ontology annotation, molecular function: hydrolase activity, hydrolyzing O-glycosyl compounds; UDP-N-acetylglucosamine 2-epimerase activity.
GCCCUUCGAACACUGGUAGGUGAGAGGGAAACCAAAAAAGCACAUCGCAGGAACAUGGAGUAUCUGAAAGUUCAAGAUGUGACCUUCCAGGAAGGGACAUAUAAAUGCAAAAACAGUCUUUCUUCUGUAACAUUUUCUGGAGGUGUACUCUCUGAGAAUGCUACGGAGCAGAGAAAAAAUGGAGAGGGACAAGAUGGAAGAACAGAAUCAGUCUAAGAAGAGGUUGCGGGUGUGUGCGGCGACAUGCAACAGAGCAGAUUACUCCAAGCUGGCCCCCAUCAUGUCUGGGAUUAAAUCCAACCCUGAGGAUUUUGAACUGGAAGUUGUAGUGCUUGGUUCACAUCUCAUUGAUGACUACGGCAACACUUUUCGAAUGAUUGAGCAGGAUGACUUUGACAUUGGCUCUAAGCUCCACACUAUUGUGAGAGGAGAGGAUGAGGCAGCCAUGGUGGAGAGUGUUGGGCUGGCGCUAGUGAAACUCCCUGAUGUCCUACAGAGACUGCGCCCUGACAUCCUGGUUGUGCACGGUGACCGUUUUGACGCACUGGCUCUGGCAACUGCUGCAGCGCUGAUGAAUAUUCGAAUACUUCACCUGGAGGGAGGAGAGGUUAGUGGUACAAUUGAUGACUCAAUCCGCCACGCCAUCAGUAAACUGGCUCAUUACCAUGCCUGCUGCACACGCAUGGCAGAGCAGCACCUCAUCGCCAUGUGUGAGGACCACUCUCGUAUCCUCCUGGCAGGAUGCCCUUCAUAUGAUAAGCUGCUGUCGACUCAUCACAGAGAGGACAACAUGGAUAUCAUCAAGAGCUGGUUGGGUGACAAGGUGCAGGACCAUGAUUAUAUUGUGGCGUUGCAGCACCCAGUCACUACAGACAUCCAGCACUCAAUUAAGAUAUAUGGGUUGAUGCUGGACGCACUGCUCUCCUUCAACAAGAAGACCCUCAUCCUCUUUCCUAACAUUGAUGCCGGAAGCAAGGAAAUGGUACGUGUCAUGCGAAAGAAGUCCGGAAGACCAAAAGUAACAAUCGAUUAGAUUUUGGAGGUGAUCCGGAUCACUGGAUCCAGGAUUUUUUGAAGGACUCUGUACAAUUGAGAGAGAUGGCCGCCGGCCAUCUCUCUCAAUUGUACAGAGUCUCCAGCCAUUCAUGUUCCGGAUCCGACAUCGAGCAGGCAGAAACAACGUUGUGGCAGAUUACCUUUCCAGGUUGCCGCACAUCGCCAACCUCGGGGAGGAAGGGGAUAAUGUGACGGAGCGCUGCUGAACGCCCCGUCAUUCCCCGGCGACGAAUGUCUCUCUCUCUCUUGCUCUGUGCCGGUGAGUGCCGGGACCAGAGAGUGCGGUGCCGUUCUCUGUGCAAAUCAUGCAUCAUUAUUUUAAUGAACUAUUCGCCAGCAUGGGCGUAACCACCAUCUCAGAAGUGAGGGGGACAAAUUUUUCAGAGCGAUUUAUCAUUCUCUUACAUUUAAUUGCACCAUCCUUAGUGGCUAAAGAACCACAUAAUCCCUAACAGCCACAGUACAAUACCAGGGGACCAACUAGGCUAGUUCUUUAAACUAUAAAGUAUAAAACUUUAAACUAUAAAAUCUAAAGUUUUAGUGGCCAAACUCUAGUUGAGUUGACAACAAUGUCCCUUAAACAUCUACUGGACGAGUAGCCAAAGGUGCCAAACACUGAACAUGAAAUGAUCAGUACUGCCUGGUUUCUCCCUGCAAUAGAUAUCUUAUUUUCAGGAAGUUAUAAUCUCUCCUUACCUGUAAAGACCCUACAUCCUUGUCCCUGCUGCUGGCCUCUGGUCCAUCUCCUCCCUGACUCUGCUCUUUCUGUUAUGGCAAUAAACAUAAAAAAAUGUGGUCAGAAAAAUUCUGAAAUAGCAUUAGGAAGAUUAAAAAUUGCAGUAGAAUUUAACCUCAAAAGCACUUUAACCCAUAGAUACAUAUUUUUUUCUUAGCCACUUAUAUUUUUUUUUUCACCUCUGCAGACCCUGCAUGGUCAACAUUACUGCUGGCCGCCGCCUCUGGUCCAUCUCCUGCCUGACUCUGCUCUUUGUUAUGGAAAUAAUCUUUAAAAAAUCUGAAAAUCAAAAUUCUGAGAUAGAAUUUGAAAGAGAGGGAGUAAAAAAUAGUUGUAAAUUUAUACCAUAGAUAGCCUAUUCUUUUUUUCUCCUCCCUGACUCUCCUCUUUUGGGACCAAAAGACUUAAAUACAUGGAGAGCAAUUGUGAGCACAUCUUCUGCCCAGAAAUGAAAGAGGACUGGGUUUAUUCCAAGAAUAAACUAAUUAGCAAGUAAUGUAACAGAGGCAACAACAUUUAAAUUAUUGUUCAUUAGCUUAACAUAUUGAUAUAUUGCCACAUUUUACCUUGUCAUCAUUUAGCUAACAAGUCUAACAUUGUUUGCAUCCAACAAGGUCACACAACUUACACGGUUUGGAAAAAACUGUGUAAAGUUUUUUGCUUCUUGCUGGCUCUGGCUGGUUUGCUAAACAUUACUCCAGACGCCCGUUCAGCACUGCUCAGCACAGCAGCACGUCUCCUGUGCAGAGCCUUACUAUCUCUAGGGCUCUGCUCCUGUGGAACACCUGCGUUAGCAUGCGCUCAUGGUGCAUUCAAAGAUGGCUCGGGAAAACACGUUACUGGAUGCUAAUAACGGGUUUAGCUGUUGUAACGGCUGAAAAAAGUGCGGGGGACAGAGGGGACAGAUGUGGAAAGUGCGGGGGACAUGUUCCACGCGUACCCCGCGUCCGUUACGCCCAUGUUCGCCAGCACCGGACUUUUGUGCUGGCUGCGGUCGCCGUCCGAGGGUGCACACUCGGCACACACACACACACACACACACACACACACACACACACACACACACGCUCACCUGCUGAUGCUGCAGCCUGUUGACUCCUCCAGAGACCAAGCCAAACUGCUUUCAUGGCACGCCUUAAAAGUGCUGGGUGUGGCGCAUUUUCGUGUGGUGUGACAUGGAGCCUUCCGUUAUUGGGGAGUACAGUAUUGAAUAUGUCUCUGGCUGGUUGUAAAUCCUGUUUGGGGAGCCAAUAUUUAAUUUCUUUGUUUAUUUAUGCUUACCACUGAAAGGGGUUGGAUUGGAAUGAUCUGAAAUUCGUUAUGUGAGGUAUUUGGUUCGCCUUGAACCAUCUCUCUCAAUUGUACAGAGUCCUUCAAAAAACUCCUGGAUCCAGACGGUGAUCCGGAUCACCUCCAAAAUCUAAUCGAUUGUUACUUUUGGUCUUCCAGACAUUCUGUAAAAAUUUGGUGAAAAAGAUACCCCUGGUAUGAUGAGUUAACUUUCUGCGUAUCUCACAGGGUCUUCGUCUUCCUUUUUUUUUUUUACUUUUUAGUUAUAAUUUUAAAGGCAAAUGUAACAGUAUACUUUUUCAUAAUGCUGUCUGUGAAAAGUAAAGUUAAGCUCACAUUUAACAAUGAUGGUAACAUGACUGAAUGUUACAUGCACCAUGGGAUUUCAUUGGCUGUAAUUGGUUGAAUGGCAGUAAAUGUGGAAUAUCUUGUUCUCUAUAAUGUUCAUCAUAAGAAUUGAAGUGCAAAACAAAGAUAUUCAGUCAUCUUAAAAAGAACCCAGCUACAUUACUUUUCAAAAGUAUUGACUUAUGGCAGGUUUUUACCCCUUCGAGGAGUGUGGGGAAAAAUGCAUUUACUACAGAAUUUGUGUCUUCAAACAAAAUGUCUGUCUUUUGCAAAGCAUGUAAUUCCAUCAAAGAAGUAUUAUCUCCCUCGACAUUAAUCACUGAAGAGUGAAUUCUAUUGCAGCACAGUCUCACAAGUCUAUAACAAUGAUGUUUUGUCGCUCGAGAUUUUAUUUUAUUUUUUUAAAUACAUGAAUUUAUGUACAAGCUGCACAGUAGCAUGUUAGUUCGCACUUUCACUUUGCAGCGAGAAGAUCCCUGGUUCGCGUCCCGGCUUUCCUGGGAUCUUUCUGCAUGGAGUUUGCAUGUUCUCCCUGUGCAUGUAUGGAUUUUCUCUGGAUACUCUGGCUUCCUCCCACAGUCCCAAAAUAUGCUGAGGUUAAUUGAUUCUUCUAAAAUGCCCACAGGUGUGAAUGUGAGUGUGCUUUUUUUGUCUGUAUAUGUAGCCCUGCCUCCGCCCCAAGUCAGCUGGGAUAUGCUCCAGCCCCACUGCAACCCUAAUGAGGAUUAAGCAGUGUAUAGAUAAUGGAUAAAUGGAUGGAAUUUAAGUCCAACAUGUAUUCACUUUAUUACUUGCAUCUUACAUAAACUGUUGAUGAGCAUUGUGAUCCAUAAAGGCUGUGGAAGUUAGCAAAA